Zea mays is the source of this 2971-nucleotide messenger RNA. RefSeq lists its product as uncharacterized. The coding region runs from base 391 to 1332 and encodes 313 amino acids. The transcript is spliced from 12 exons. NCBI's taxonomy places the organism in Eukaryota, Viridiplantae, Streptophyta, Magnoliopsida, Poales, Poaceae. Gene Ontology annotation, biological process: regulation of response to reactive oxygen species. The record is from RefSeq and is a predicted model, not a curated record.
UCGAACCAGUUCUGAGCAGUGUAGCCCUCCUGUCCGCUGUUCGGUGCCCGCUGCCCACCUCCCUCUCCUCCUUCCGACCUCGCCGCCUCCCUCCCUAAACUCUAAACCCUCCACCAGCCGAAGCUACUGCCGCGGCCGCAGCAGAGGUCGCGACGACGAACGCUGAAGAAGCGCCGGCGAGGGAGAGUCCUUUACUUUUUCCUAUGCUGUAGCAAAACAAGCCUAUACCAUCUUCCAAAUAUACUCGUUCCGUGCCGGCGGCCUCCCCUCCUACGCCCCUGUCGAUUCUUCAAUCUUCACCAACGUCUGCGCGUAGCAGGCUAGCAGUCGGCACGGCUUCCUCAGAUCUGCCGGACGACUUGUUGUUCGUCACCGACUCACCAGCAACCAAUGUCGGCCAUCAGCCGGCAGCAGGGGAAGCUGGGCGGAGGGUCAUUGCGGCACGGCGUCCAGGCGUACAGCAGGCACCAGCAACAGCCCAUGGCAAACGCCGCAGAUGACCCUAUGGUAGAUGAAGCCGGAGUAGAAGAUGCCUUCACACAUGAGAUCACCGAUUAUUUGUACGUCCCUAGAUACCAUGUGUUGAGUUGGAUGGAAACUGUGGAGGGGAUGGUGGCCGGUGUGGCGGCGCUUCCGCCGGUGUAUUUGAUACUGAACAGAGAUCUUCUUGAGACGGGAUGGGGAUGGAAGAGGCUGGUGCCCUACAGACCUGGUUAUGUUGAGUGGCAUGUGUUCAAGAAAUACCUUGGGGACUAUUUCGACCAUAAUCGUGAAGCUUUUCUUUGUGCCGAGCAGAAGCCUGAUCCAUUUGGAUGGAUUAUUGCUGAAAAGAGUGCCCUGAUUGCUGCAGCCAAAUUGUGCCUCAAGAUGGAGAAGGCACUUCUCAGGUACUGUGCUAGCUUUCUCACUCCUGACGACAAAAGGCUGAUCCUCGGGAUCAAGGACCAGGCAAAGCAAAUGAUCCAAUCAGAGGUGCUUCAAGCAAUGGUUCAAAUGGGUGUCCUUGUUCCUACUGGAGAUAUGACUGUUGUCAGAAGAACCGCUCAAUUUUUCCUUAAUAGCUUUCAAGAGUGCCUAACAGCACAAAGGAAGGAGAGAGAAAUGGCAACCGCAGAACUGGGUUUCAAAAAGCAAUUAACUAAGGAGGAGAAGUUUGAAAAGAGGAAGCAGAGACUUGCUACAAUCGGAGAGGAUCUUUUGGCGAUUGCUGCUGAUCAACCAUUUCGCUUCCCUGCCACAUUUACAUUUGUGGUCAGAGCAUUCUCAGUUCUAGAUGGUACUGGGAAAGGCCUUCAUCCUAGGUUUCAUAUUACAGAGAUUGCUAAGCCCUGAGUACUUUUUGCAUUACUAGCAUCUGAAUACUUAUUCAAAAACACACAAAGCUUGCACAUCUUCACUUAUUAUGUACUGUCUAUAUUUUCAUCUUGAACUUUUCUGGUACUGACUUGAAAUGUCUAUUAAAUUUGCUAGAAAUGCCAAGGAAUUGCUAAGAUUUAAUGACGCUGGUGUUGAAAUAGUUGUGAAGGCAAGUUUCAACAUUUGGUCAAAGCUGUUAACCUAUCUCUAUGAUAGCACAUCUCCUAAGGGUUAGGGCUUGUUUGGCUAGGAGCGGAUUGAAGGGGAUUGGAGGAGCCUAUUAAGCAUUGAACAAUUUACCCAUGCUUGUUUCCUAUUCUUUGGUCGUGAUAACGUUUGCAACCAUGAAUAGUACAUAUUGCUUUUCCAGGUGUGUGGAGAGACAUGUGUAUUCCUCCUAUGACGAAUUCCUCAGGCUCCAUGAAGGAUAUUAACGGUAUACAUCAACAAUUCAUUCUAUUUUAAUUGCUUGCAAAACUUUUUUGGCCCUUCAAAUGAGUUCCACGCAUCAAGAAGUCAAGAUUCCAGGAGGCCUAAAAUAGGAGAGGAGGGCGCAGCUUGAUUCAAUCCAUGUCAAGUCAAAGGCUGCUGCGAAGUUUGCACAUGCAAGUAGAAUUUAGAUGGUGAGGUUUUGUCUCUGUUCCCAUUUUUAUAACGACUAGGUGUUUGAAUUCCUAAGAUUAAAGUUUAUGUAGAUUCUUAUUUGUAAUUAGAUCUCUGUUAGGCAUCUAACUGAAUAAAUGAUCUCCUAAAGAAUUGACAGAUUCCAUCACUGAGCAGCCCUUCGCCCCGGUGGCUGCGGUGUCGCACUGGCUGACACCUGCUCGCAGUUGCAUUACAAGUUUUACUGACUAUGUAUUUUCAGGUUUAUUCAAUUUCGGUUCUAAUGCUUCUGACAGCAGUUGUAUCAGUCCUCUUGUUCAGCUUACAUGUAUCCCUCGCAUCCUUCCUUGGAUCCACAUAAGUGUUAAUAAUAAUUUUGUUGCAUCUCCUCUGCUGAUCAGAGCUUUCAAACUCAUGACAGAAUAAUGUACUAAACUUCAGUUUGGUGUCUAUCUCAGUGUACCUACACUCAGUUGGAAAACUUCAACCACACUGCAACAAGGUUUAUAAAAGGUUUGCUAUCAGGAAAAACAAAUUUAUGGGCUCAAACAAAGUGUGAUAGUGAAAGUCAUUUUGCUUCCAGCUUAAGAACCAAGCCAAGAAAACAGAUAUCAACUGUGACGCCACACUCAAAAGCUUGUUUGGUGGGAGGGACAAGGUUGGGAUGCUGGAGAUCUCCAAGCUUUUGAGUCGUGGCUUCCCGAAAAUCUCCAAGCUUUUGUGGUCCAUGGAGCCAGGGAUGGCUCUUUGGUAAAAGACUUCGUUGUGGAUGGCCUCUUUUAUGGUCCAUGUUAAGUCCCAAGUCCCACUAGGUGGUUAAGCAGAAAAAUCUUGUGAUGGCAUUAAGACUUUCAGACUUUGUUUUUGGGUCUGAUGCAUGUAAAAAGGAUUCCCAGUGUUUCUGUUGCUCUUGCGAUCCUGUGAGGACACAUAUGAGAGAAAUAUUUAGUUUGUUGAUGGCAAAUCUUGUCUUAUGUUCAUGUCUGUGCCUAUCUGAUCAAGCGUUAUGAUA